AUAACUUCGAUUUACGAUUCGGCACUGGGCGCUAUGAAACUUAACGUUGCCCGCAGCAGACAUCGUUUUCAGUUGUCGAAAAUUCUGUAAACUGAACCAUUCCGCUACGGCGCAUAAAUUUUCAUCUCACAAGAUUGAUCUACCGCUUUCAUCAAUAGUGUUUCUUCUUUCUAAUUAUGGCGAUCCGGGAUGGGUCACAAAUACGGCUGCUCACUUCCAUCACCGUAAUACAGCGUACUGUACAAUACUCUGUAUUUCGUACUGAGUGGAUUAUGGUAACGAGCAAAGCUGCUGGGCUACUUUAAAAUUUGCCAGACUCUUGACUGCUGAUUAUUACCAGUUGUUAUUAAUCCUGUCCGGAUCGUUAUGGCUGUAUGAAUGUGGCCGGAUGUUUCUAACAAUUUGUCAUGCGAAUCUUCGUGCUGAAAAAGCUGGCUUCCUCCAGAAUAUAUUUGUAUUAUUUUUACUGGGCUGGAACAUAAUAUAAAUAUAAUAUGCCUACUGUGGAAUCUUGCUCAUUAAGUACUGUCGCGGCAAACUCUGCCGGCGCAAUAUCUAAACAUCCUAGGAGACCUUCGUGCCCCUUUGACACCACGGUUAACAUUUCAAGUCCGACAUCAUCCAAAAAACGAUUCCAACGUCUGCGUGUCAGGAGUUUGAGCCGAAAUCGUAAUUCAGCAAAGCCAAAAGACGAAAGCAACAGUAUUGUUACCCAGCUUGCUAAUCCUGCACUGAGGCGGCGUAACAAUUCGGCUGGAAAUAUUUACGCCGUCGACUCUUAUUUGACCGCAAUGGAUCGGUCCGGACUGUCGGGAUCCAUAACGCGAGCUUCCAGGUCAACGCUUGAACUUGUACAAGAUUUGCAGCGUAAUACGCUAAAACAUUUAUCGAAAAGCUGGGAUUCUUUGGGACGGAUGGCGGAGGGACGGAACUGCCAGAUUAUUCUUCUCGAUGGAAGAAAGAUUGAAAUCUUUGUUCAGCCGAAGCUGGCUGCCGGCGAUCUACUGGAUAUUGUGAGCUCGCAUUAUAAUCUGAAGGAAAAGGAGUAUUUCGGACUGUGUUAUCCGGACGAAACCAAUCAUUAUCAUUGGCUACAUCUUGAGCGGAAAGUGCUGGAACAUGAAUUUUUCGCUGCGGCACCAAAGAAAAACAAAUCCAUUGUGUUAUACUUUAUGGUUAAGUUUUUUGUGGAAUCCAUUACACAUCUGCGCGAUGCGGUUACCGUGGAACUGUUUUACUUGCAAGCAAAGGCCCUUGUUUUGAAAGGUGUUAUCCAAACAGAGCAAGAAACGGCUUUUGAACUGGCAUCCUACGCUCUGCAAGCGAGUUACGGUGACUUUAUUGACGUGGAAAGCACAAUUGACCAGCUUAGGAAACACCAGUUUCUGCCGUCGAAAAUCAUCAAGGAAUCUGCGUCGGCGACUUUCUGUGAUGAGCGAAUAUUAGAGUUCUACCGGAAGUGGAAAGGACUGCCAAGAGGAAAUGCGAUAGUGAACUAUUUGACGAUAAUUGAGACAUUGCCUACGUAUGGGAUCCAUUAUUAUGAUGUUAUCGACAAAAAUGGCGAGAAUUUCAUUCUCGGAAUUAGUUAUAAAGGAAUCAGCCAAUACCAACUUGAUGAUAAGAAGACAGCGGAAAAGGUUUUUCUGUGGAAAGAUCUGGGAAAUCUUUUUUUUCGUGAUAAAAAGUUCAGUGCUGAAGUCCUUGAAGCGAGACGCGUUGUGCAUGCACUGAGCAGCAUAAAUUUGUAUGAAGAUGCCGUUGAAGAACCCGUGGAUCAGUGCGAUGACCUCUCUAAUGCUAUUUCCGAUCCCACUACCCAAGUUUCCGUGAGUAGGCGGACUUUCGCACCAGGACAGCUUACAGUGCAUGUGUGGUUUGCGGCAACACCUUCUUUGGCCAAAGCAAUUUGGACCAUGGCCAUCAGUCAACAUCAGUUCUAUUUGGAAAAGAAGAAAAACCAGAAUGCGGUCGAUCAGCGAAGCCCGGCGGAGAUCGCAGCGGAGCUGACAAAUGUGACAAGUUUGUACAGUGUCUCGGACACGUUCAGACCGCGAUCAGGAAGCGUGUGCAGCUCUUACAGCUACCGUAUUGUUCGUGAUGGAAGUUUGACAUCCGGUUUCGCUUCCGAUGACAGCAUUUCACAGAUGAGCGACAUUGAGAAGAAGGAAAUGUUUGUAACAGCGAAGAGCAAACGUGACGCUUUAUGCGAAGUGUUGGCUGCGAAAUUAUUGAAACUGAAGGAAAUAUGUAUCGAGGAAGCGCAAAUAACCGGCGAACUACCGCCGGAAACACCACUAAACCCCGGUGAGCCCGUUCCCCAAGUUCGAAGACGCAUCGGCACAGCGUUCGAAUUGACAUCCAAUCGGAUGGAAUCGGAGGCGUUGACGGGUGAAGAAAAGGAUCUAGCUGAUCUCGAACUCCGCUAUGAACUGCAAAUAAAUAUUACCAAGGCCGCUGAGAAAUUACUGAAUGAUGCUGGCGCCAAAACAAUAAGAAGACAGCGGAAGCAGGCAUAUCGAAGGGAACAUUUAAAGUUGAAAGAGUUAGAGAAAGCUCUCAGAGACAUGCGCGUGACUAUGGACCGUGAUCAGUUGCCGUUUGAUGUGCGCGAUAUUCAAAUGUCCCACUCAAGCUCAUUAUCAAGUGGUUUGGGCGACUCGUCUUCGCUGCAGUCCUUCACCCGUCCACCGCAUUCACCGGCGCUAUCACUCCGCUCAUCGACCAGUCGCAGCUCGAUAUCCAUUCCAGAGGCCUCAAGCACGCCGCCUUCGCGUUCUCACAGCAAUAGCAACUUCCGCCCGGGAACUGGAUAUGUUCCCAGUGCUGUGUACCAGACGAGCACCGGGUACCGGCACCAGCAGUAUCCGACAAUGUCUCCCAUUGCUUAUGCCCACACUAAACCGGAGAUGGUCCACACUAGCUCCCUACCCAAUGCUCUUACACUUGAAAAGAAGGCUGCUGCGGCACCGAUUGUUCGGGCAGAACCAAAGAUCAUCAAUCACCAGAUACUGGUUGAAGGACCAGUGCGAAUAGCAACUUCCGCCACGCUGACUGCGUCCCCAGCGGCGCGUGCAACGAGUUGGGAUCGUAAUCGAGUCAGGCAUGUGGAAUCUACUGUCAGAUCACCAACGCUUGAGCCAGAUUUGAGGUAUUCCACUUUGGAUCAGCGAAGGCGCCACCGAGCACGAGAAUGGCAGGAAACCACCAUUGAUUAUCAUAGCCGCCAUCCUACAACACCAGCGGCGCGCUUGCCUGCUAAUGGCCCUGGAAGCCCACCGCCAGUUGGCUAUACAGCAGAAAUAACUAAACCGUAUGAGCUGACCGAUUAUUACAAGUACAGCAACCGAAUGCGACAGUUAAUACGGACAACCCCGGACGGUUAUGAUGGAAAGGAUUGCCGUUCAGAUAUUGCCAGAUCGCCUAACGGCACGGUUUUACUUGCUCAAAACGGCCCCAUUUCCGCAUCACCGAUAGGAAAUGGGUACCGUAUAAGUACGGCAUCCCCUAGCGGCGGGUCGUCGUCUUCGGCCCGGUCAGAUCGAACCAUGUCGCCAAAACUACAGACUGCCACUGCGCAGCUGUAUGUCCAGUCCCGUCCAUUACAGUGCUUACCGGCGCUUCCACGAGCAGCACGCAACGAAGCCCAAAUCGCGUGGAAUGAUGAAGGCGUACCAAAGACCCCAACGAUUGUGUAGUGUUUUGUGUUCGACACGGAUCGUUGUGUAUAUGUAUGCUGCUUGUUAUCUUCCGCACCUGUGAUGCAACAUUUUUGAGUGCCUUUUUUAUACGAAGUUGUGGGGAAUUUAAUUUUAUUGUUUUGUGGUUUUUGUAGUAAAUCCGUUGUUGUUUUGCUGCAAUUUUAUGCUACUUUAAUUGAUCUCUUCGUCGUCUUCGUCCAGAAUCGGAACUUGUUGAUAACGUUCUGAAUGGUGCAGCUUCCGAGUGAAAUGCCACAGAAGGGUGACUGCCACGGCAGAAUUAAUUAGACUGACCAGACAAGCCAUGGCUGGGAUUUGUGAAUGAUCUGCUACGUUUAUAUCUUCUGAAAUUAGAAAAACAAAGAAAUAACUUUUGG
Paramacrobiotus metropolitanus is the source of this 4078-nucleotide messenger RNA. RefSeq names its product FERM domain-containing protein 4A-like. The record is from RefSeq and is a predicted model, not a curated record. Gene Ontology annotation, biological process: establishment of epithelial cell polarity. The transcript is spliced from 16 exons. Lineage: Eukaryota; Metazoa; Tardigrada; Eutardigrada; Parachela; Macrobiotidae. Bases 495 to 3698 code for a protein of 1067 amino acids. Gene Ontology annotation, cellular component: cytoskeleton.